GGUCCUUCCGCCUUCGCCGGCCACCGGGCGGGAGGGACCGGCCUCCCCGAGCCCCAUUUCUGCCCCUGGGGGCCCGGGAGCCCGGAUUGGGCUGGGUAACGGGUGCCGUCCCUGCUCCGCUCUCCUGCGCCCAGCUUCCCGGUCCCCGGGGCGGCACCGGGGCGGGUGCGCCCUGCAGGGUCAGCGUGCGGGAGUCUGGACGCCAGGGGGCGCUGAGGAGCUGGGGGGGGGACACCCCUCCCUGUCCGCCUUAGUCCCCCGCCCCCUCCCCGCCCGCGCGCAAAACACAGUCGUCCGAGAGGCAGCGCGGCGGAGCCGGAGCCGCGGCCGGAGCGGAGCCGGAGAGCGGCGGCGGCGGCACCAUGACCCUGGGCAGCUGCUGCUGCGAGAUCAUGUCCUCCGAGAGCUCCCCGGCCGCGCUGUCCGAGCCCGACGCAGACAUCGACGUGGUGGGCGGCGGCGGCGGGGGGGGGCUCGCAGCCCGCUCCGGGCCCCGCGCCCCCCGGGACUUGCACCCGCACGGCCGCGAGCCUCCCCGGGAGGAAGCCGAGGCCGACGUGGCCGAGGACGAGGAGGAGGAGUCGGGAGGCUGCUCGGACUGCGAGCCCCGCGCUCGGGCGCCCCGGGGGGCGGCGGCCGCGGCGGGGAGCCCGGGCCCCGGCGCGCAGGCGGCCCGGGGCGCAGUGGGGCCGGGCCCGGGCCCCGGGCCGCCGUCGGGGGGCGCGGCGACGCGGAGCCCGCUGGUGAAGCCGCCCUACUCGUACAUCGCGCUCAUCACCAUGGCCAUCCUGCAGAGCCCCAAGAAGCGCCUGACGCUCAGCGAGAUCUGCGAGUUCAUCAGCGGCCGCUUCCCCUACUACCGGGAGAAGUUCCCCGCCUGGCAGAACAGCAUCCGCCACAACCUCUCGCUCAACGACUGCUUCGUCAAGAUCCCCCGCGAGCCGGGCAACCCGGGCAAGGGCAAUUACUGGACGCUCGACCCCGAGUCCGCCGACAUGUUCGACAACGGCAGCUUCCUGCGGCGCCGCAAGCGCUUCAAGCGCCAGCCGCUGCCGCCGCCGCACCCGCACCCACACCCCCACCCGGAGCUGCUGCUGCGCGGCGGGGCGGGCGCGGCCGCGGACCCCGGCGCCUUCCUCUCCGGCUUCGCCGCCUACGGCGCCGCCUACGGCUACGGCUACGGGCUGGCGCUCCCGGCCUACGGCGCCCCCCCUCCGGGCCCGGCCCCGCACGCGCACCCGCACCCGCACACGCACGCCUUCGCCUUCGCCUCGGCCGCGCCCCCGCCCGGACCCCCGACGGCCUCGGUGUUCGCCGGCGCGGCCUCGGCGCCGGCCCCCGCGCCCGCCCCGGGUUCGGGCCCGGGCCCCGCGGGGCUGCCCGCCUUCCUAGGCGCGGAGCUGGGCUGCGCCAAGGCUUUCUACCCCGCGUCCCUGAGCCCCCCGGCGGCCGGCACGGCGGCGGCCAGCCUGUCCACCGCGCUCCUGCGCCAGGGCCUCAAGACGGACGCCGGCGGCGGCGCGGGCGGCGGGGGCGCGGGCCAGAGGCCCUCCUUCUCUAUAGACCACAUCAUGGGUCACGGCGGCGGCGGGGCCGCCCCCCCGGGCAGCGGCGACGCCUCCCCGGGAUCGCCGUUCGCGGCGGCCGCGGGUCCCGGGGGUCAGGCCCAGGUCCUGGCCAUGCUGACUGCCCCGGCCCUGACUCCGGUGGCGGGCCACAUCCGCCUCUCGCACCCGGGGGACGCGCUCCUGUCUUCGGGGCCCUCGUUUGCCAGCAAAGUCGCCGGCCUCAGCGGCUGCCACUUUUGACCGCGGCGGGCUCAGGGCCGCUGAGGCCCGCACUCCUUAACCUCUCGGGGGAGCUCGGCCGGUCCCAGCGGAAUUCAGGGAGUCUAUUUAUGAAGAGUCUUCGGACCGAGGCCGGCGGCGCGUCACCAGGCACUUGGAGCUGCACGC
Meriones unguiculatus (Mongolian gerbil) is the source of this 1955-nucleotide messenger RNA. It is a transcript of the gene Foxd2, whose product is annotated as forkhead box D2. The record is from RefSeq and is a predicted model, not a curated record. Gene Ontology annotation, molecular function: DNA-binding transcription factor activity, RNA polymerase II-specific; RNA polymerase II cis-regulatory region sequence-specific DNA binding. Gene Ontology annotation, biological process: cell differentiation; anatomical structure morphogenesis; regulation of transcription by RNA polymerase II. Lineage: Eukaryota; Metazoa; Chordata; Mammalia; Rodentia; Muridae.